Molecule: messenger RNA, 696 nt
Organism: Fraxinus pennsylvanica
Lineage: Eukaryota; Viridiplantae; Streptophyta; Magnoliopsida; Lamiales; Oleaceae
Source: the annotation of a GenBank genome assembly
AUGAAUGUCAAACAUAGCCUCGCCGACUGUGUUACAAGUGGCCCAGCUCGAGACCUAGGUGAGCCAUGCAAGAUUGGCCGAGGCAUGGCAAGCACAACCAAUUGUGUUGAUGUUGCAGAAAUAUGCCACGAACAAGAAUUUGAAACCUCCAAGAAUUUGGAAGCUCCUUGUGCUUGUUCUGGAACAGUCAAGUUUGCACACAGAGACUGCAUACAGAGAUGGUGCAAUGAAAAGGGAAACACAACUUGUGAAAUUUGUUUACAGAAAUUUGAACCUGGUUACACGGCACCGUCCAAGAAGGCCCAGUUAGUUGAUACGACAUUAAUCAUAAUAGGAAGUUCAGAAGUUCCAAGAAGAGAACGAGAAGAAGAAAAUGGAGGUGAAGGACAGAUGCUUGAAACUGAUGACAAUUCCGAAGAAUGCAAUUCAGCUUCACACACAAGUGUAGCUACUAGCUGGAGAUCAGUGGCUAUCAUUUUCACAUUUCUGCUUCUGAUGAGACAUUUGAUGGGCGUGCUCACUGGAGAAACUGGAGAUUACCCAUUUUCACUUCCUACAUUGCUUAUUGUCAGGGCAAGUGGCAUACUUCUCCCAAUGUACAUGCUGAUACAAUUGAUCAACAAAAUUCAAAGCGGAUUGAGGCAACAUAAUCAGAGUUCAGCUACCGAGGAAUCGAGCUCUGAUGAUGAAGACUAA